This is a messenger RNA of Rhizoctonia solani, 405 nucleotides long. RefSeq names its product dynein light chain roadblock-type 2. Gene Ontology annotation, cellular component: cytoplasm; cytoplasmic dynein complex. The transcript has 5 exons. Gene Ontology annotation, biological process: microtubule-based movement. The record is from RefSeq and is a predicted model, not a curated record. Gene Ontology annotation, molecular function: dynein intermediate chain binding. NCBI's taxonomy places the organism in Eukaryota, Fungi, Basidiomycota, Agaricomycetes, Cantharellales, Ceratobasidiaceae. Bases 1 to 405 code for a protein of 134 amino acids.
AUGCCUUCGAUAGGUACAUCUACAGCUCCUCCAACUCCCCAAGUGAAUGGGGUGGCACCCGCUACAAAUGGCGCCCCGGGUCCUGUUGCGACCUCUACUACGACACCCUCCAAUGUGCCCCCCGAAAUCGAGUAUACACUUUCGCGUCUGAGUGGACAUAGGAAUGUACGAGGAGUUUUGGUUCUUGCGCGUCAAGGAGCAAUCAUUCGCUAUAGUGGUGUAGCGUUUGAAGGAGAACAGGGCCGAAAGUAUGCUGCAGCCGUCAAAAAAAUUGUUGAUUGUUGUCGUACGAAUAUCGAGGAAGAUGAACUCAAGUUUUUGAGAAUGCGAACCAAGAAACACGAAUUAAUGAUAUCCCCAGAUGAGAGAUAUAUCCUGAUUGUUCUGCAAGAUCCUUCGCAGUAA